UCCUCCUCCCCGCCUCGCGAGCGCAGUCCCGGAGCGUAGCGAGCGCAGCUGACCCAGCAGGCGCCAGCCGGCCGGCCUAGCGCCUCAGCGGAGACCGGUUUUGAGCAGCUACUUUGAUACAGUUCAUCUUUCCUACCAAAUCAGUUGCCUUACUGCUCAGACCACUGCAGUCUAACAUGGAAAAGACCGAGAUGAUCCAGAAAGCCAAGCUGGCUGAGCAGGCAGAGCGCUAUGAUGAUAUGGCAACCUGCAUGAAGGCAGUGACAGAGCAAGGUGCUGAAUUAUCCAAUGAGGAACGCAACCUUCUCUCUGUAGCCUAUAAGAAUGUUGUUGGGGGGCGGCGCUCUGCUUGGCGGGUGAUCUCCAGCAUUGAACAGAAAACUGAUGGCAACGAUAAGAAAAUGCAACUUGUCAAGGAUUAUCGAGAGAAAGUAGAAUCUGAGCUUAAGUCCAUCUGUACUACUGUUUUGGAACUGCUGGACAAGUACUUAAUAGCUAACGCAACUAAUCCAGAGAGCAAGGUCUUUUAUUUGAAGAUGAAAGGAGACUAUUUCCGUUAUCUUGCAGAAGUUGCAAGUGGAGAUGACAGGAAACAAACAAUAGAAAAUUCACAGGCAGCUUAUCAAGAAGCAUUUGACAUCAGCAAGAAAGAGAUGCAACCUACACAUCCAAUUCGUUUGGGUCUAGCGCUUAACUUUUCGGUGUUUUAUUAUGAGAUCCUCAACAAUCCAGAAUUGGCCUGCACAUUGGCCAAGACAGCUUUUGAUGAAGCCAUUGCUGAACUUGAUACACUGAAUGAAGACUCAUACAAAGAUAGCACACUCAUCAUGCAGUUGCUUAGAGACAACCUCACAUUAUGGACAUCAGACAGCGCAGGAGAAGAAUGUGAUGCUGCGGAAGGUGCAGAAAAUUAAGUUGAACCUGGAGUGUCAUUCUUCUCAAGAAAUCUUUUUACACGUCUCAUUCCUUAUAGCUCCACUUGGAUUUCCUAUAGCAAAGAGAACCCAUCCAUAUGUAUGGAAAUCAAUUUAUAGUCUUUUCACACUGCAGCUUUGGGAAAAAUCCAUUCCUUGAUUUGUGUUUGUCUUGGCCUUCCUGGUGUGCGGUUACUGCUGUAGAAAAGUAUUAAUACUGGCUUAAAUUUCAUAUAAACAUAAAUAAUUUCCAAACACUUAAGUAGCAGACUAAAGUUAUUUGGUAUUUUUUUAAAGAAAUCUGAACCAGGUCCUUCAAGCAAUUGUUUUGGUAUUACAGAAAAAACACAAAUAUUUGAGUAACGCAACUAAAAAGUUUUAUGCAGUACAAUUCUUCACAUUCCCUUUUUAUUCAGGGGUUACUUGGUUUGAUUUUUACAUGCUAUUGUUAAUUCCUUUCUGUAGGAUAUGGGAGUAUUGGGCUACAUAGAAAGCAUAGUAGUGUGGCUUCCUACAUAUGUGUACAGCAGGAGCUAUUGAGUGUUUAAAUACAGGGACUCUUCUUACUCUUCAGUUGCUGCUGUCCAAUUGCUAUCCCCUCCCAAUAAAAUAUCACACUCCUGCC
Molecule: messenger RNA, 1539 nt
Organism: Protobothrops mucrosquamatus (brown spotted pit viper)
Lineage: Eukaryota; Metazoa; Chordata; Lepidosauria; Squamata; Viperidae
Gene: YWHAQ
Product: tyrosine 3-monooxygenase/tryptophan 5-monooxygenase activation protein theta
Exons: 6
Coding region: 177-914 (245 amino acids)
Biological process (GO): signal transduction
Cellular component (GO): cytoplasm
Source: RefSeq, a predicted model, not a curated record